AUGGAAAAACAGCCUGAUCAUGAGAUCAGCCAGACGGGCAGUAGCCUGGAAACCGCAGUACCCGAGAUCGAGAUCAACGAGAAGCGAGAGAAGGCGCUUCUGCGCAAGAUCGACCUGCAUCUCAUGGUGCCGCUCUGGGUCAUCUUCGUAUUUGGCUUCCUCGAUCGAAUCAACCUGGGGAAUGUGGCGGUGCUGGGGAUUCUCAAGGAGUUGAAAAUGGACGGCAAUGAUAUGGCGCUUGCCAUGCAGAUCUUCUUCGUCCCGUAUAUCAUCGCGGAUAUCCCGAGUAAUAUUGUUCUUAAGCGGUUUGCGCCGUCCACCUGGAUCAGUGCUUUGACUUUUUGCUGGGGUAUAACAUGCAUGUGUCAGGGCCUCGUGAAGAACAAAGCCGGCCUGGUCGCCUGUCGCUUCUUCCUGGGUCUAUGCGAAGCAGGCUUCGUUCCCGGCUGCGCAUACCUGAUGUCCAUGUACUACUGCCGUCAUGACUUCCAGAAGCGGUUCUCGCUGCUUUGGGUAGCCGGCUUGGUCGCCGGUGCCUUUGGCGGCUUACUAGCCUACGCUCUCGACCAUAUGCACGGGCUGGCAGGCUACUCAGGGUGGCGGUGGAUCUUCAUCAUCGAAGGCCUGCUGUCGAUUGCCUCGGCGUUGCCCGCCAAAUUUCUCAUCGCCGACUGGCCCGAGCAAGCUCGCUUCCUCAAUGCCGAGGAGAAGGCUCUGCUCAAGGAACGCAACGCGCGGGAUCUAGGCGGACACGACGGGGCGAGGAUGGAUCGCCUGGAUGGCGCCGCGUGGUGGCGGAUCAUGUCCGACUGGAAGAUCUACGUCGGUAGCCUGAUCUACAUCAGCAUCACCGUGUCGGGGUACGCAACGGCCCUGUUCAUCCCGUCCAUUGUAAACUCGCUCGGCUACUCCGGCAUCGACAGCCAGAUCCACAGUAUCCCCGUCUGGGCCGUCGCCGCGGUCGUGACCUUGAUCGUCUCGUACCUGACGGACCGGAUGCGCCAUCGCUACGGCUUCAUCAUAUUCGGUGUCCUCUUCGCCAGCAUCGGGUAUAUCAUCCUCCUCUGUCAAGGUCCUCUCCCGCAAUUCGGGGGCCUGAACGUGCAUGUGCGGUAUAUGGCCGUCUUCUUCGUGACCACGGGGUGCUAUAUCGUCCAGCCGGUGGCGAUCGUCUGGAUGGCGAACAACCUGGGCGGGCACUAUAAGCGUGCUAUUGGCCUGGCUAUUCAAAUUGGAUUCGGAAAUAUUGGAGGCAUUAUUGCAAGUAACAUCUUCAACAAGGAUGGAGCGCCGCGGUAUCUCGUCGGAUAUGGUGUGUCUCUGGCGAUGAUGGUGCUCUGCGGGAUCAUGAGUACGGUGUUUGCUGUUGGGGUCGUGAUGGAGAAUAAGAAACGGGAUGAAGGCAAGAGGGACUAUCGGUUGAAUUUGGAUCCAAGCGUGCUGGAAAACAUGGGCGAUGAUGACCCGCGAUUCCGCUUCUGUCUUUGA
Molecule: messenger RNA, 1488 nt
Organism: Aspergillus pseudoviridinutans
Lineage: Eukaryota; Fungi; Ascomycota; Eurotiomycetes; Eurotiales; Aspergillaceae
Product: putative transmembrane transporter
Exons: 2
Coding region: 1-1488 (495 amino acids)
Biological process (GO): transmembrane transport
Cellular component (GO): membrane
Molecular function (GO): transmembrane transporter activity
Source: RefSeq, a predicted model, not a curated record